CAAUAUUUCAGGGGAAGAGGAAGUUUAAAACUAGCUGACUUCUAAGAAGAAACAAAGUGAAUUGGAGAAACUUUGUUAGAAAAGUGAUUUAUCUAACUGCUGUUUAGAGACCAGUGAACCAAAUGGGACUUUAACUGAAAUGUUUAUGACGUGAAGUAAUUUAGGUCAAAACGGUGACUGGAGGAGUGACAGAUACAGACAUGCUUUCUUAUGAAACUUCUGAUUUACUGUGCUCAUUGUGCAAAACGAGAAACAAAACUACAGAAGCUGCCAAGUUUUGUGUGGAUUGUCGGGAUUAUUAUUGUUCAACUUGUGUCGAGUUUCAUGAUGACGUUCCUGCUUUAUCCCGGCACAAGAUUCUCGACAGUAGUCAGUUCCAACCAGGGGCUGGCCAGGUGCUACAAAUGGUUCCUACAGAACGCUGUGACAAGCACAGCCACAAACAUGUAGACAUGUAUUGUCUGAAUCAUGAUGAUGUUGGCUGUUCUGCAUGCAUGGCGGUAGAUCACAGAUUGUAUCAGGAUAUAUUCUACAUACCUGAUUUUAUCCAAAAUAAUGCUGACACAUCAGAUCCUCAAGCAAUUUAUCAAGAACUAGAUUCAACUACAGAUGUUCUGGAAGAUCAGCACAAAGAAGUCCAACUUGAAAAAGAAAGACUUCAGAAGAGUAAAGAUCAAAGUUUAAAGAAGAUGAAAGAAUUCAGAGUAGAAAUCAAUCAGCAUCUGGAUCAGCUAGAGCAAAAGUCUACGGCAGAUAUAGAGGGCAAAUACAAACCCAAGCUGGACAAACUUGAUGAACAAAUGGAUGCAAUUCAGAAAAAAAAGGUGAAAGUAUCAUCAGCUAAAGAUGAUUUAUCAACUGCCGGUGAGAAUGUAUCUCAAGUGUUUGUUAGCACUAAGAAAGGAAAAAUUGCUGCUGAUGAUGCACUGAAAUAUGUUGAUGAAAUAAAAAGGGACAUAAAGGGAAAAAACGAAGAGUUUAUACCUGAACGAACGCUGACAUCACUGUUGAAAGAACUUAAUCUUCUUGGUCAGUUAACUGAGACAGACACUGGAUGUUAUCAGCCAAAGCAAAAAGCAUCAGUAGUUACAAGUGGAGAAAACAGUAGUAAGAAACAAACAGGCAAAGCUUCACAAAAUGACUGCAAAACUUUAAUAAAGGUGAUAGAAAAGAAGAAUUAUAACAUUAGAAUACCAUCAGACAAAGAGGAGUGUAAUAUCUACAGUGUCUGUGACCUUGAUGAUGGAACGAUAAUACUAGCUGACUAUGGCAACAAGAAACUGAAGCGUGUGGACAGUUUAACAUACACUGUCACUAACUACUGCAAUGUAUCUGGUCAGCUAUACCAAGUAUGUAAGAUCAGUAACCAGGAAGUUGCUGUCAGUUGUGGUCUUUAUAAAUACAUUCAGUUUGUGUCACUUGGAAGUAAAAUGGUACCAACCAAACAGAUAAAAACUGACCACAGGUGUUAUGGUCUAGCUUAUGCUGCUGGACAUUUGUGUAUUUCAGACGAUACAUCAGUAUACAUAUAUACUGUAUCAGGCAGCAAGCUGCAGCGGUUCAACCCAUUUCAGUCUGGACAGAGACUGUUCUCUGACACCUACAGUCUAGCUGUCAGUAAUGAUGGUUCCAAGAUUUAUGUUGCUGACUUGGACUUUGGACUGAUCUCUUUUGACAGAAAUGGAAAGGUUCUUGGAAAAUUCAAUGGACCAGAGCUGGGACAAGCAAGUGAUGUUUGUACAACAAAUAAUGGAAGUGUGCUUGGGUGUGGGUAUAGAUCUAAGAAUGUUUUACAGUUUACUCCAGACUGUAAGAAGAUAGGGGAAGUAUUGAAAUGUGAUGCUGCAUGCAGUUCUGUCUGCUAUGAUCCUAAACAGAGCAAAAUUAUUGUUGGUUGUUGUAAUAACAACAUUGAUGUGUACAAGGUUGUUGAGUUAGAGAUAAACAUCUGAAACAAAAUGAUCCAUUUAUCUACAUUAGACAUUAACCAACCCGCUUCAUAUUAACCAGUAAAGACAGGAACUGUUCUCCAAUACCUUCAGUCUAGACCAGAGUUAAAACAUGCAGAGGAAUGUUUGUAUAAAAAAUAAUGGAGGUGUGCUUGUGUGUGGGUAUGGAUCUAAGAAUGUUUUACCGUUUACACCAGACUGUGAGAACAUAGGCAAAGUAUUGAAGUGUGAUGCUGCAUGCAGUUCUGUCUGCUAUGACACAAGACAGUGCAAAAUUAUUGUUGGUUGUAUAAUAACAACAUUGGUGUGUAGGAGGUUGUUUAGCUAGAGAUGAACACCUCAAUCAAAAUUAUCCACUUAACAUUAUAAAACAAUAUUUGGGAAAUAAUACAUAUAUAGUGACUAUAUGAUAUCAUACAUUUUGUAUCUGAUGUUUAAAUGCACCUUACAUUUCAAAUAAUGUUAUAGAUCUUGUAGUACAUAGUUACUUAAUAUAUUUUUCAUUGCUAUGUUUAUUUUCAUUUCCAUGCCAAUUCUACCAUAUUUAAAUCAAGUCUUAACUUGGCUUGUACAAUCUUUACACCUUGUGAUAUAACUAAUUGAUACUACUAUCCCUUAAACUAAUUGAGACAAUUUAAUAUUUGAUGUAACAUUUAUUACAAACAACAUAGUCUGAAUAAAAUAAACUAAUUUUGACUUGUACCAUCUGUCAACUCUGUGUAGUGACUGGACAAAACACUUUUGUCAUAUCAGACACAUUAAAUUGUCACCUACACUCAAAUUACUUUUCAAAAUUAAAUACAUUGUCAUUUUAUAUGUUUUCUAUGUAUUUUUUAUGAUAUUUGGGCAAAGCAGGCUAGCUUAAACUGGACUAUGUUAGGUAAUAUUGUUGAAAUCAUUUGUAAAAAGUGACACAUAAAAAUAAUAUUGUCAAAACAGUUCUUGUAGGACCUAAGUCUACUCUGUAAAACAGUUUUUCAUUGGCUAAAAACUUAAGUCCAAAAUUGUCUUAAUAAAUUUAAUUGGCAAAUGAAAUAAGUCCGCCUACCCCUUGAUUGGCACCUCGGAAACUACAAAAUGGGAGAUUUUAAGUGGAAGUCACAUCAACCUUCGUGACAGAAAUAAAGAGUGUUGCACUUAUUAGCACUUAUUAUCUUGUCAUUAUUAUUACAGGUAUGUGCAUUCUAUGUUAUUCUCUAUUUUUACAAGUUUUCAUAUUUUUCUUGUUAAGGACUUCAGCCUUAAACACAUUGCUUAUAUUUUACUACUUUGGCAUCUUUUAUGAAUAUGUUAAGGGAAACUUUUAUUCUAUACUGUUGUUUAUUUAUAUUUUAAGAAGUAAAAUUCUUUGUCAUAAAAUAAUGAUGAAAAACUCUUUUCUUGGCAUAAGAAUGAGUAGUAGCAUGCUAUAUUGUUAUACUUGUACAUUCUGAUGUGUGUAUGUUCAUGAGUGUUUAAUUCUUUAUAUUACAGUUUUCUUUCGUAUUGAUUUAGUUCAACUUUAUUUUCAUUUCAUGAAUUUUAGUAAAAUAGAUUUUGGCAUUACCAUAUUUUAGUUUUACAUCUGUGAGAUCAAAUAAUUAUUUUACUCUGUAAAACAGUUUUUCAUUGGCUAAAAACUUAAGUCCAAAAUUGUCUUAAUAAAUUUUAUUGGCAAAUAAAAUAAGUCCGUCUACCCCAUGAUUGGCACCUCGGAAACUACAAAAUGCGAGAUGGUAAGUAGAAGUCACAACCACAGGCACGGUCCAGUGUAUAUUUUUUUGUUUGAUAUAAAAAAAAUGUUUUUUUUUCUCACACAAAUAUACUUUAUAUAUGUUAGUCAAAUGAAAAAAAAAUCGAUGACAAAAAAUCUGGUCACAAUAUCAUAUACAUGGAAAAGGUGAACUAUGCGAGCGUAACGCUAUGGGAAGCUACUCUGCAAACUUGUAGAACAUUUCAAAAUCGGAGUUUAAACACUUGCAGCCGCUACCUGCAUGAUUGCACCUUCAAAACAUUUAAAAGGUCAGAUGUUGUUAUUAUUUGCCGGCUUCGGAUUGGUUGAAAAAUGUGUAGGGAAACCCGUAACAUUCAAUGAGACUUCAGCUGAUUGGUUAAAAAUGUGUUGCUUUGAAUCAUGAAAAUAUCCUUAAAAUCUGGAAAUAUAAUGUUUUCUGUGCAUUUUGAAGUAUUUUAUAGCUGCCUGGCUAUAUAUUUAACUUUGAAAUUAGCAAUUUAGUGAAGUCAGUACUUGUUGGAAUUCACCACUAAAUUCAAUGCACAGUUGAGGGUGGUUGUCUUUGAAUGGAAACAGAAAAAAAAUGGAUCCUGCAUGCCCAUGUAAAAGUGUUAUUUUUUUGUGUCUGGAAGGCUAUUUAUCAGGGUAAAUGGCACCUCAUGUGUCAACAAAAGUUUUAAGGGGGUCCUACAGAGUCAUUUCUUACAAUGUAAGCCUAUGGAAAAAUUAAUAGCAGUGUGACCUAAAGCCUUCCAUAAAUACUAAACUGAUCCCAUAAAUUGCUUUGAAAUACACAGUACAAGUCCCUAGGAGCGAAAUAUUUCAAAUAUCCCCGGCGAUUUCAGCUGCCAAACGAAGUGAUAAAAACCAGGAACACGUCCGCUAUCUGGAAUGAAAUCACCGGGAAUAACUGAAAUAUUUCGCUCGUAGAGACUUGUACUGUGUUUUUCAAAGCAAUUUAUGGGGUCAGUUUAGUAUUUAUGGAACGCUUUAAAUGUUUCGAAGGUGCAAUCAUGCAGGUAGCGGCUGCAAGUGUAUAAACUCCGAUUUUGAAAUGUUCUACAAGUUUGCCGAGUAGCUUCCCAUAGCGUUACGCUCGCAUAGUUCACCUUUUCAAUGUAUAUGAUACUGUGACCGGACUUUUUGUCAUCGAUUUUUUUUUCGUUUGACUAACAUAAAAGUUUGUGUGAAAAAAAAGGAUUUUUUAUAUUAAACAAAAAAAUAAACACUGGACCCGUGCCUGUGGUCAGAACAACCUUCGUGACAGAAAUAAAGAGUAUUGCACUUAUCAUCUCGUCAUUAUUAUUACAGGUAUGUGCAUUCUAUGUUAUUCUCUAUUUUUACAAGUUUUCAUAUUUUUCUUGUUAAGGACUUCAGCCUUAAACACAUUGCUUAUAUUUUACUACUUUGGCAUCUUUUAUGAAUACCUUAAGGGAAACUUUUAUUCUAUACUGUUGUUUAUUUAUAUUUUAAGAAGUAAAAUUCUUUGUCAUAAAAUAAUGAUGAAAACUCUUUUCUUGGCAUUAGAAUGAAUAUUCUUGCAUACCAGACGGGGAUUUCUGGUAUUUUUAUCGGUGCUGGAAAAAUCCAUCUUACACCCCGGGGUGUAAGAUGACUCUCGUGUUGUAAAUGACGUAUUACAAACUACAUAUAUAUGUAGCAAUUUAUAUUUUAUUCAUUCUUAUGCCAAGAAAACAGUUACCCUAGAGGCCGGAAAUUCCCAUCUGCACCUAUCACAGGUGAAAGAAUCUUAUAGUAGCAUGCUAUUUUGUUAUACUUGUACAUUCUGAUGUGUGUAUGUUCAUGAGUGUUUAAUUCUUUGUAUUACAGUUUUCUUUCGUAUUGAUUUAGUUCAACUUUAUUUUCAUUUCAUGAAUUUUAGUAAAAUAGAUUUUGGCAUUACCAUAUUUUAGUUUUACAUCCAUGAGAUCAAAUAACUGCAUUGGUAAAUCUUGGAAUUAUAUUCCUAGUACCUCUUGCUUUACUAAGUGAGUGUUCAUGUUUGAAUGUUUAGACUUUGCUUUUUCCCCACAGCAAACAUUUCUGAGUAGAGAUUCUUCUAUAUAAAUUCUGUAAAAUUAAGUAGAAUAUUGUUUGGUAUAAAUCCUUAUUAGAAUAUUUUAAGUAAUGCCAUGAUCUAGAUUAUUUUAUUGUUAACAUUAUGUUUAUUAUAUGCUACAUAUGAUAUCGGUAUGUAAUAUAUAUUUGUUCCACAAUAACCUUCGUGAAAGAAAUAAAGAGUAUUGCACUUA
Molecule: messenger RNA, 5915 nt
Organism: Mercenaria mercenaria
Lineage: Eukaryota; Metazoa; Mollusca; Bivalvia; Venerida; Veneridae
Exons: 2
Coding region: 201-1952 (583 amino acids)
Biological process (GO): positive regulation of DNA-templated transcription
Cellular component (GO): chromatin; nucleoplasm
Molecular function (GO): zinc ion binding; ubiquitin-protein transferase activity
Source: RefSeq, a predicted model, not a curated record